CCGAGGUUGCAGGACAAAAACGCAAGAAGCAGAGGUGCGUUUAAACUUUAACUCCCUUUAUUCACUCCAGUUAUAUGUCACUGCUUCUGUACAACUUUGGCCUAGUACUUCGUAACCUACAGGCUUAUCAUGAUUAAUCGAAAUUCAACGCUGGAUUCGCGUCGUUUGGGCAAAGUGAAGCCUGUCUUGGUUUGUGACCAGAAAUGGACCACACGUACGGACUCUCGGGAGAAUCAUGGCCGCCGAGAGCUGCAGCUGAGCCGGCUGGGCUGCCGGGAAGCGCCCCGGAGACCGAGGGAAACGCCAGUGAUUCUGGAGGAUGUGGGACAACAAUACGUGGGAAUGAGUCUGCCAGUUUGUCGUACCCAGGCUGGAAAAAGAGCUGAUAUUGUUUCCCUGCAGAGGCAUCUGGGACACGCCAGGCGCUUGGCAUCAGCAAUUAAGCGGGGCCAGAGCUACUUCCACCUCCUGCGGAAAGAGGAACAGGAGGAGCAGGAGGAGGAGGAGAGGCAGCGGAUGAGGAGCGAGGAGCAGCUGAGAACAGAGCCACGACCUCCCAGUUUCUCGUCUGACUCAGACAGCGAUUCAGAAGCUUCUACUGCUGCUACUUCUGUCUACUCUGUACGGCACCUAUUGCAGGCUGCCACUGCUUGCAGGAACCAGCUGGUCAGCAAGGCCACGCCGGAAGAAGAGCCAGUCAGCACGGCCUUUCACCCCUGUCCAUCACUCUUUGACCUCCCCUCUGCUGAGUCAAGCACCGAGGUAAGAUUGAGAUGGAGCUGUGCAAAACCCACUCCGCACCCUCCACCCAAGCAGCUAGAAAGCAGCCGCAUGCUUGUUUCUUCGCAGCUGCUUUGCUUUGUCCUUCAGCCUGUCACUUUCACUAUUUAA
Micropterus dolomieu (smallmouth bass) is the source of this 891-nucleotide messenger RNA. RefSeq lists its product as uncharacterized. The transcript is spliced from 6 exons. NCBI's taxonomy places the organism in Eukaryota, Metazoa, Chordata, Actinopteri, Centrarchiformes, Centrarchidae. The record is from RefSeq and is a predicted model, not a curated record. The coding region runs from base 130 to 891 and encodes 253 amino acids.